AUGGACACCCUGAGCAAAAAGCCCGAACAGCGGCCCGAGGAGAUUACGGCCAUUCUGUCGUCUCUGGACCGAUACAAUCCCGAAAAGAUCUCGAUUCUGCAGGAAUACGCUACCACCCAGUGUGCCGAUCAGCAUUCCGACAUCGAGGCCAACCUGGCGCUUCUCAAGCUGCUCCAGUUCCAGCAGCAGCCCAACCCCAACAAGGAGGACAUCAUCUGCAACAUUCUGUCCAUGGCCCUGGCCAACUUCCUGACCUCCGACUUCACUACAGCUCUGCAUGUUCUGCCCAGCUACGUGCUUGACAGCCCAGCUGCCGACACUCUGGCCGAGUCUAUCCAGAAGCUCUUCCACCUGUACACUCUUCUGGACGGCUGCCGAUUCCCGGAGUUCUGGGCCGUCUACGAGCGAGACGAUGCUCAUGCUGACAUUACCGCUGACGUUGCUGACUUUGAGAACCUGGUUCGAAUCUCCAUCACUCGAGCCGUCGACAUUUCGUCCCAGGCCAUUCACAAGGAUGUGUUCCGAUCGUGGCUCAAUCUGUCUGACAACAAGUUUGCCGACUAUGUCAAGGAGCUCGGAUGGAAGGUUGAGGGCGAGACCGUGGUGGUGCCUCCCAACAAGGAGAACGAGGCCAAGCCUGCUACCACUACUGAGAGUAUCAAGAUUGAGCAGAUUUCCAGACUGUUGAAGCGAACCAACGAGUAA
This is a messenger RNA of Yarrowia lipolytica CLIB122, 705 nucleotides long. RefSeq lists its product as uncharacterized. The record is from RefSeq and is a predicted model, not a curated record. Gene Ontology annotation, biological process: regulation of translational initiation. Gene Ontology annotation, cellular component: cytoplasm; eukaryotic translation initiation factor 3 complex. Gene Ontology annotation, molecular function: translation initiation factor activity; ribosome binding. NCBI's taxonomy places the organism in Eukaryota, Fungi, Ascomycota, Dipodascomycetes, Dipodascales.